AUGGCGUCCAAAAACUACGAUGAAAGGACGCUCCUUGCGGUUAUUGGAGACGAGGAUACUGUGACAGGUAUGCUUUUAGCUGGUAUUGGCAAUGUGUCUGAAGAGGACGGUUCGCGGAACUUUGUUGUUGUUGACUCUAAAAUGACUGACGAGCAGCUUGCCGACCACUUCCAGACCUACACGACCCGUAAGGAUAUUGCGAUUCUUUUGAUCAACCAGCACAUUGCCGAGCGUAUCCGCUUCCAGGUCGAUGCUUACACCCAGGCGUUCCCCGCCUUGCUGGAGAUUCCCUCAAAGGACCAUCCAUACGACCCUGAAAAGGAUUCUGUUUUGCGCCGUGUCCAUAAGCUUUUUGGCGAGUAA
Messenger RNA from Wickerhamiella sorbophila, 363 nucleotides. RefSeq names its product V-type proton ATPase subunit F. Gene Ontology annotation, biological process: proton transmembrane transport. The transcript has a single exon. Gene Ontology annotation, molecular function: proton-transporting ATPase activity, rotational mechanism. Lineage: Eukaryota; Fungi; Ascomycota; Dipodascomycetes; Dipodascales; Trichomonascaceae. The coding region runs from base 1 to 363 and encodes 120 amino acids. The record is from RefSeq and is a predicted model, not a curated record. Gene Ontology annotation, cellular component: fungal-type vacuole membrane; proton-transporting V-type ATPase, V1 domain.